UCACUGGGAGCUCGUGCUUCGUUUGAUUCCGCCGAGUUGCUUUGCUUGCUGCCGCUGGACAUUUGCUUUCUCUACUUUAUUAGCUGAAUGAAUAUUUUGUGUUUAGCGAACCGUCUUAAGCCAAAUCCAGCUAAAAAGAUGUGCGCCGUUCCUUAGAUUUUGUCCCGAUUUGACGUUUUUUUAGCUUAAGCCAAGGGAAACCAGACAUGGAACUUUGGCUAGUUAUACAUUUACCGAGCACUAUCUUACUAACCCAUUAGUACUGGAGUAACAAAAAACUGUCUUCAUAUUGUUGCUUCGUUGUUCUAAAGCCACAGAUCUAUUGCUGACAUAUUGGGGAUUUUCUGAGUGAUUUCCCCAGUGAACUAUGCGCUUAAUUGCUGUCUAUCUUAGCUGCUUGUUUUGGCUCAACUCUCUUGCUGUAGUCAAAUCUAUGAAUCCAUUUCCCAGUCUGUUCACUGAACUGUUGGCUGUACACUGCUAUCUGCUGUAGCUUCGACCCAUUUAGUGACCGUCUUAACGCAGGAUGCCGGAUGCGUCGCACUGAAGCACACCUCCAUUGAUGGAGGCAGCCGUGCUGCUGCAGCCUGCUGAAAGGGACGUGAUCGUUGUCCCAUAAAUUGAAGGAGCCAAAAGGCACUUGCAUUUUCUGUGCUCGGAUCUCGUCAUGUGAUCCUGAUUUGGGGCCCAGGCAUAGGAUCCCCUCCAUUCCCGUGGCCCGUGCAUCUACAAAUGCACUGUCCGUAUGUUUUGGCACUUUUGCCAAAGAGCUGUUUAUUUCCCUUCUAACGAAUGGGUUUGUUGGAAGAGCAUGAUUGGGAUUUAGAUCCUGCAAACAGAUUGCACAUCCCGAGGCAUCUACAGGUCCAGCUUCUUAAACAGAAUACUUUGGGUCGUCACCAGAAUCUUAAGAAUGAGAUUUCAAGCCCCAUUUCUGUUUUAGAGCCAAAGAGUGGAGAGCUCCACAAGGUACAGUUUCAUGGUGCUUCAGCAAUGCUGCCAGUGACAAAUAUGGAGAAAGCAACAAAAUGGGAGCCUGAGAGCAUAAAAGGAAUGGAAUCACAUGAUGCCUAUCUGAUAGCCAGCCAACUAAAUCUUCUGAAUGAGCAGCAAGACGCGUCUUAUGUGGCUAACCUCCAGAUGGAACUCCGGCAAGCGCAUGAUCGGGUGAGUGAGCUGGAAAGCGAGCGCCGGUCAACUAAGAAGAAACUUGACCACUUGUUCAAGAAACUUGCAGAGGAGAAAGCAGCUUGGCGGAGUAGAGAGCAUGAGAAGGUGCGUGCUGUUCUUGAAGAUAUGAAGGCAAACCUUGAUCAUGAGAAGAAGAACAGGAGGCGGCUGGAGAUGAUUAACAUGAAGCUCGUCAAUGAGUUGAAUGAGACGAAGAUGUCAGCAAACCAGCUCUUGCAAGAAUAUGAGGAGGAGAGAAAGACACGUGAGCUCACCGAGGAGGUCUGCAACGAGCUAGCAAGGGAGGUAGAGGAAGACAAAGCCGAGAUCGAGGCCUUGAAACAUGAUGCUCUGAAGCUGCGGGAGGAGGUGGAUGAGGAGCGGAAGAUGCUACAGAUGGCUGAGGUGUGGCGUGAAGAACGGGUGCAGAUGAAGCUUGUUGAUGCAAAACUCACUUUGGACUCCAAAUACACACAAUUGAGCAAAUUGCAACAGGAUGUUGAGGCUUUUAUUGCUGCGUGCAGCAGUGCUAAAGGAGACAUCAUGGUAGUGGAAGAAGCGGAGAACAUAAUACAGGCGAUCAAGUCAGUCAGAGCGCAGGACAUUGAAUUCAGGUAUGAGCCACCAGCAGCUUCCGAAGAUAUAUUUUCGAUUUUUGAAGAGCUGCGUCCAAGUGAAGAGCCUGUUAUCAAGGAGAUCGAGCAGUGCUACAAAAACAGCUCCACCAUAUGUGAAUCAGAAAUCCAAGAAGCUAGUCCAAUGACAGAUAUAUUCCUAGAAAAGCCAACCAAGGUGUACCCAAAUAAAAAGCCUCAUGAUCGGAGUGAAAAUGAAGAUGCCAGCAGCUGGGAAACAAUAAGCCAUGAAGAAAUGCAGGGUUCAAGUGGUUCACCCGACGGAAGUGAGUCAUCGGUGAACAAGAUCUUUGACGGGAGCAUUUCCUGGACGAGUAGAAACGAUUUUGAGUAUGGGGAGAUUGAGAAACUAAAGGAUGAUUUGGCUGAUGCAUACCUGACAAACAUGACCCAACCCAAGAAGAAAGAAUCAGCUAUAUCAAAGCUCUGGAAGUCAUCUCGCUCAAAGAACAAUGAAGUCUGCAAGAAAGAUGCUACGGAGUCGGUAAAUGGGAGAUCAUCAAAUGUACGGCUAUCGGUUGGGACCCAUUCGACCAUCGAAAGUGGCGUUCAAGAAAUAGGCCUCAGUCCGCCAAGCGUAGGCCAGUGGAGCUCACCGGACUCGAUGAACAUUCAAUUCAACCGGGGCUUCAGGGGCUGCAUGGAGUACCCGCGGACGUCCCAGAAGCACAGCCUGAAGGAGAAGCUCAUGGAAGCACGGAUGGUGAGCCAGAAGGUCCAGCUCCGGCAAGUGCUCAAGCAGAAGAUCUAGAACUGCCAGAACUACAAGGUGAAACAUUGUAAGCCUAGAAUUUAAUCCAAGAAAUAAACUCAGGAGUACUUGCUUCCUUUUUUUCUCCUUGUCUUAGGGUCACUUGUAACUUGUAAGUUGUAAUUUACGUAUUACAGAACUGGAAAAGAUCGAGUCGGUCUUUGUGGGCCGGCUGUAGCCCUGCUGCUGCUUCUGCAUCUUACCGUAGCAAUGGAGAUAUGGUUUCCAAUUUGAUAGGCUACGGUGAGAUGCAGCAUGAUGUAUAAUAUAGACAUAAACAAGCAGCAAUGUUCAGACAAAUUGCACGUCCGGGAUUCGAUGU
This is a messenger RNA of Brachypodium distachyon (stiff brome), 2878 nucleotides long. RefSeq names its product CAP-Gly domain-containing linker protein 1. The record is from RefSeq and is a predicted model, not a curated record. NCBI's taxonomy places the organism in Eukaryota, Viridiplantae, Streptophyta, Magnoliopsida, Poales, Poaceae. Bases 793 to 2556 code for a protein of 587 amino acids. The transcript is spliced from 3 exons.